This is a messenger RNA of Arabidopsis lyrata subsp. lyrata, 528 nucleotides long. RefSeq lists its product as uncharacterized. The record is from RefSeq and is a predicted model, not a curated record. NCBI's taxonomy places the organism in Eukaryota, Viridiplantae, Streptophyta, Magnoliopsida, Brassicales, Brassicaceae. The transcript has a single exon. Bases 107 to 394 code for a protein of 95 amino acids.
CGACUCCACCCUUUAUAAACCUAAUCCUCCGAUCCACGCAACUCCAAACACAUUGUCCAAAGAUCAAUACACACUGUUUUAAGAGAAUUAGAAAAGAAAAAAGAAGAUGAACGCCGGAAAGCAAGCUUCGUGGGCGGUGGCGACGGCGAUUGCAGCCGUGGAAGUACUAAAGGACCAAGGCGUUGCUCGAUGGAACUACCCUCUCCGCUUACUCCACAAAGAAGCCAUGGCUCGCGUCCCUACCAUCACAGUCCCAUCUCGUCACUCUCCUCCUACGUCUUCAGAUUCGGCUGAUUUCAUCAGAUCCAAACCCCUGACGACUACACCCUUUGAGAAAUCCUUUGAGAAAGCUAUGGGUCUUAGCUGCUUUGGUCCCACCACCGUUAGAUUCUAGAUCUCUAUGUACUCUGUUGAACGCAAAUCAGAAUGUGCACUAGGUCCACCAAAUGUUGUACUUGGAACCAUUAUUCUAACAUUUAUUUAGCUUAAACAUUUUUUCCAAUUUUGAAAUAAAUUUGGUUUUAUAUA